Messenger RNA from Amoebophrya sp. A25, 438 nucleotides. The record is from the annotation of a GenBank genome assembly. NCBI's taxonomy places the organism in Eukaryota, Dinophyceae, Syndiniales, Amoebophryaceae.
CUUCGGGUAGUGCGGGACUGCUGAGCCACUUCAUGACAGGCGGAAACACUUCCGGAUUGGUCAUAAGAAAAGCGAAGAGCAGGUCUUCUCGUCGACAGGAGAAAGGGAAAACAGCACUAACUACAUCAGAACACGCGUACGAAGAUGCACCUAGUAUUCCGGAACGAAGGAAAGCGCAGCGCGACCCAGCAGGCAAUGACUUGGUUAUUGUGUCACCUACGACAACGGAGACCACGGAGGCCAGGCAUCAAGAAGGAGCAACAAGUUCUGCCAACCGCGUUGAUGAUCUCCACACUAGACGAUAUCCGCAAACCAUGGGUCGUCGGUAUGUGGAAGAUACUUUGUUCCCAGAGCAUAAGAAGCCGAAUCAUAAGCGCAUUCUGGCAAACGGGCAGUAUGAUCCCUUAAUGCAACCUUACUCUCACCAUGGACACCCAC